Messenger RNA from Hibiscus syriacus, 2286 nucleotides. Its product is annotated as cyclin-T1-4-like. The transcript is spliced from 7 exons. Gene Ontology annotation, cellular component: cyclin/CDK positive transcription elongation factor complex; nucleus. Gene Ontology annotation, biological process: regulation of transcription by RNA polymerase II; positive regulation of DNA-templated transcription, elongation. The coding region runs from base 192 to 1952 and encodes 586 amino acids. Gene Ontology annotation, molecular function: cyclin-dependent protein serine/threonine kinase activator activity. The record is from RefSeq and is a predicted model, not a curated record. NCBI's taxonomy places the organism in Eukaryota, Viridiplantae, Streptophyta, Magnoliopsida, Malvales, Malvaceae.
AAAAACACAAUAUAAAGAAAAGGAAGAAGAAGAACGAAGAAGCGAGCUGUAAGGAGAGCAGCCAAUAACCUGCUUCGGCCUCAGCCUCCGUCAGAGCAAUACUAACUGGUGGUUAUGAAGAAAUAAAGUGUUGGUCCUAUAAGAAGUUGUCUUUUUUCUGCCGGAUUAGUGUACGUCAGAGAUAUAUAUAAAUGGCAGGAAUGUUAACUGGAGAUUCCUCACACCACUCAACAUCUGAUAGUGGGCCUUCCAGAAAUUCUCCAGAAAAGCAAGAGGAAGUAGGACGUUGGUAUUUUUCAAGAAAAGAAAUAGAAGAAAAUUCCCCAUCUAGAAGGGAUGGUAUAGACUUAAAGAAAGAGACAUACUUACGCAAGUCAUACUGUACAUUUUUGCAAGAUUUGGGCAUGAGGCUGAAAGUGCCUCAGGUAACAAUAGCCACAGCAAUUAUCUUCUGUCAUCGGUUCUUCAUUCAACAAUCACAUGCGAAGCAUGAUAGAAGGACCAUUGCUACUGUGUGCAUGUUCCUUGCUGGGAAGGUUGAAGAGACACCUCGUCCAUUGAAGGAUGUGAUUCUUGUUUCCUAUGAGAUAAUACACAAAAAAGAUCCUGCUGCAACCCAGAGGAUCAAACAGAAGGAAGUGUACGAGCAACAAAAGGAGCUAAUUUUACUUGGGGAGAGGGUUGUCCUAGCAACUUUGGGUUUUGACUUCAAUGUUCAUCACCCAUAUAAACCUCUUGUUGAGGCUAUAAAGAAAUUCAAGGUUGCACAGAAUGCCCUUGCCCAAGUUGCAUGGAAUUUCGUUAAUGAUGGGCUGAGGACGUCGCUCUGCCUGCAAUUUAAGCCCCAUCACAUUGCAGCAGGUGCCAUUUUCCUUGCUGCCAAGUUCCUCAAAGUGAAGCUACCGUCGGAUGGUGAGAAGGUCUGGUGGCAAGAGUUCGAUGUCACCCCACGCCAAUUAGAAGAAGUUAGUAACCAAAUGCUGGAACUUUAUGAGCAAAACAGAGUACCCCCAUCUCAAGGAAGUGAAGUAGAAGGAAGUGCUGGUGGUGGCACAUCUCAUCGAGCCCCAGCAAAACAUCCUUCUGGGGGUGAGGAAAAACAAGUUUCAUCACGGUAUGGAGCCGACCACUCUUCUGCGGAUAAUCAUGGGGUGCCAUCAAGAACUUCACAAAAUCAAAGGAAUGAUGAUGGGAGUGGAGAGAUGGGCAGUGUUAUUACUGAUCACAAGAUGGAUACAGAAACCAAGGAGAAUCAACAUCAUGAACAAUUGCCCCAAAAGGAGAACACAAAGGAGGUUUAUGAUAAAUCAAGGUCCGGAUUGGAGCGAACUGGGGGAGAAGAUCAGGAAAGAACCAGUGGAAGAAAUGAAAAUGCUGAAGCAGGUGAGUGGAGAGAUGAUGGACCAUCACGUAAGGCUAACAGUGUGGUUGGCCGAAACUUGGACACUAGAGAAGGGCCAGUUGGCCAGUCUCCCAAAGAAGCUAUUAAAAUCGACAAGGAUAAGGUGAAGGCCGCACUUGAGAAAAGAAGGAAGUCUCGUGGGGAAACAAUGAAGAAAAAGGAUGUCAUGGACGAAGAUGAUUUGAUUGAGAGAGAGCUGGAGGAUGGGGUCGAAUUAGCCGUGGAAGAUGAGAAAAUCAAGAGAGAGCAUCGACAGAGCUGGUGUAGGAGUGAGAAUCAAGACCAUGUUAAGGACCAGCGGGAAAUGGGAGAAGGGAACAAUUUCAGUACAAAGGGACAAUCGUUGAAGAAAUUUGAAACAGAGGGUGCUGAAGAAGGCGAAAUGCUGGAUGAUGCUUCUCUGAUGAUGAACAGCCGAAAGAGAAAGGCAGGAAGCCCACCCGACAGACAGAUUGAAGGGAAGAAGCGCCACGAGUACAUGUCGGGUUACAAUCAAGACUCCAUAGAAGAUGGGCAAAAGACAGGUCGGGGUAGUUAUGCAGAUAAAUAAUAUAGAAGGCAUGCACACGAGAAUCAUUAGUGAGGCGGUAAAAGACGUACUUUUUCUGAAACGACCGUGCAUGAUCCGUAAGAUAAUUUCAUUAGAUACUGAUUUCUGACCAUCAAUAUUUAUAUUUUUGAAUUUUGCAACCAUAUAUGGUCAGAAUGGUCCUUCGGAAACUGAGACAUUGGCAGAAAUGUACUUGGAAUUAGUUUGAUUUUGGUUGCCUACAAUGGCACAUAAUAUUUUGGCUGUAACAGAAUGUUGGGAACGACAAUAUUUCAGUCGACAUAAUGGCAGGGGGCUUAAUGAGAAAGUAAAGAGGCAGCUAAUUAUUUAGUUC